UGCAAUAUCACGCAAACGCCUCACAUAUAGUAUGGUUGUCUGGUAAACAUGUUGACAAACAGAGGAGACCAGCCUCAUCACCUAAAAAAGCUAAUUCUGGCUCUAUAACUUUAACCAGUUGGCCGGAGCGAGAGCCGAGCUCAAAGCAUAAGAAUCUACUCCUCACUGGUCUUCAGAAGCUUUCCAUCCUCUAAAUGGAGAAGAGUAACUAUAUUCAUGGUAGACUCAACUGCGUGCUUUUAUUCUCUUUAUUAAGGCUAAACCCCUUUCCAUACUGCGAGUUUUAGUAUUCAGUACUCAGCCAUACCGACCGUUUAUUUUUUAUACAAUGGGUAUGUAGCGGUUGAAGAUUGCAAAAAUGGGCUGUGCGUUUCCCCUUUUUCUAGACAAUCGGGGCACUUGGUGUUGUUCGAAUUCUGCUUUUGAGGGAAGAGGUGAUGAGAUAAAACAUUGAUUAAGCGAAAAGAUAGCACUAUGGAAACUCAAUGGUGGAAUACAGGCGAAGUAAAGCAAUUUAUAGUAAAAGAAAAGUAUGAACCCCCUUUUUUUACGGAAAAAAGAGGAAUCAAAGAUCGGAGAAUCAACCCUCGGAGACUAGUGGAUCCUAUUCUAAGAAAAGAGGAGAAUAGCAGAAGCUUGAUAAAGGAUGUGAUCAGUGAGAUAGUGUCACUCCACCCCGAUACCUACAGGGACAUUCCUGAAUAUAAGAGGUCUAGGAGCUUUUAUGUCACUUCAACUCAAGAUAGAUUUGCUGUAUUCAAAGAUGAGAAAGAUACCUUGCAGUUGAUUGAAGACUUUGCAGACAGCACGUUCAGAGUAGUAAAAAAUAGUGAACGGUGGAUGAAAGAUAUUCUUCGUUAGAUGAGAAAAAAUUCGGCCGAGUUCACUUGGUUAAAUCCUCAGUUAUAUUUUAAAGCUAUAUAAUUAAAAAUUUAAACAAAAGUGAAAGAUUGCUUCGGU
This is a messenger RNA of Pichia membranifaciens NRRL Y-2026, 960 nucleotides long. RefSeq lists its product as hypothetical. The record is from RefSeq and is a predicted model, not a curated record. The coding region runs from base 475 to 861 and encodes 128 amino acids. The transcript has a single exon. NCBI's taxonomy places the organism in Eukaryota, Fungi, Ascomycota, Pichiomycetes, Pichiales, Pichiaceae.